UAUUCCCGCCAUUUCUGUCUUGCCUGUCUCUCUCGAGCCAUCGCAGCUUUCUUGAGAUUCCUGGCCAAUAUUUAUAUUUCUGCAUUCGUAAUCCACAAGACGGUGACAAUUUAUUUAAUUUCAUUAUUUCAUAUGAUCGGAAUUUGGUGUUUUGAGGCUAAAGACCAGACUGCUCGAGUUUUUAUCGGUGUAUUCACAUCUUCAGUAGAUAGUAAAUAAAACAUAAUGCGUGAGUGUAUCUCAGUCCAUGUCGGCCAAGCCGGAGUUCAGAUUGGGAAUGCUUGUUGGGAGUUGUAUUGUCUCGAGCAUGGCAUACAACCUGAUGGUCUCAUAACCGAAAAGACUGAUAACAAUGGCAGAGGUGAUGAUUCCUUCAGUACCUUCUUCAGCGAGACAUCCAAGGGCAAACAUGUUCCUCGAGCCGUGUUCGUUGACCUCGAACCCACCGUGGUUGAUGAAAUCCGUCAUGGGUCGUACAAGAAGCUGUUCCAUCCUGAACAGAUGAUCACCGGAAAGGAGGAUGCUGCUAACAACUACGCCCGUGGUCACUACACUGUCGGCAAGGAAAUCAUUGACAUUGUCCUCGAUAGGAUCAGGAAAUUGGCUGAUCAGUGCACUGGAUUGCAGGGAUUCCUGAUCUUCCAUAGUUUCGGAGGCGGUACUGGGUCUGGCUUUGCCUCGCUGUUGAUGGAACGUCUCUCCGUUGACUACGGUAAGAAGUCUAAGCUUCAGUUCUCUAUCUAUCCUGCUCCUCAGGUCUCGACAGCAGUUGUAGAGCCAUACAAUGCAGUCUUGACCACUCACAACACCCUUGAGCAUUCUGAUUGUGCUUUCAUGGUCGACAACGAAGCCAUCUACGAUAUCUGUCGCACUAAUCUUGACAUCGAGCGUCCCUCUUACACAAAUCUCAAUCGUCUUAUUGGACAAAUUGUUUCUUCCAUUACGGCGUCUCUACGAUUCGAUGGCGCCCUCAACGUUGAUCUAACAGAGUUCCAGACCAACUUGGUGCCAUAUCCUCGGAUCCACUUCCCACUGGCCACCUAUGCUCCAGUGAUCUCGACAACCAAAGCAAUCCAUGAGCAGCUGAAUGUGGCUGAGAUCACCAAUGCUUGCUUUGAGCCGAAUCAACAGAUGGUGAAGUGUGAUCCCCGCCGUGGUAAAUACAUGGCCUGUUGUCUUCUAUAUCGAGGUGAUGUGGUUCCUAAAGAUGUAAACUCUGCCAUAGCAAUCAUCAAGACAAAGCGCAACAUCCAAUUCGUCGACUGGUGUCCAACUGGCUUCAAGGUCGGUAUCAACUACCAGCCACCCACCGUGGUCCCUGGUGGCGAUCUCGCGAAGGUUCAACGUGCCGUCUGCAUGCUGAGCAACACCACGGCCAUCGCUGAAGCUUGGGCUCGUCUCGACCACAAGUUCGAUCUGAUGUACGCCAAGCGGGCCUUUGUCCAUUGGUACGUUAGUGAGGGCAUGGAAGAAGGAGAGUUUGCAGAGGCGAGGGAGGAUCUAGCAGCUCUGGAGAAGGAUUAUGAAGAGGUCGGUGUAGAUUCCGGCACAGGAGAGGAUGAAGAAGACGCUGACGAGAUGUAAAUCCAUCACACUACAUGCAGCUGCUGGCUUGCAUAGUUAUAAAUGAAAUUAAUUCAAAUCUAAUUGGUAAAUUUCAUUAAAAUGAAGUAAAAA
This is a messenger RNA of Lytechinus variegatus (green sea urchin), 1677 nucleotides long. Its product is annotated as tubulin alpha-2 chain-like. Gene Ontology annotation, cellular component: cytoplasm; microtubule. Gene Ontology annotation, molecular function: structural constituent of cytoskeleton; GTP binding. The record is from RefSeq and is a predicted model, not a curated record. The transcript is spliced from 4 exons. Bases 226 to 1584 code for a protein of 452 amino acids. NCBI's taxonomy places the organism in Eukaryota, Metazoa, Echinodermata, Echinoidea, Temnopleuroida, Toxopneustidae. Gene Ontology annotation, biological process: microtubule cytoskeleton organization; mitotic cell cycle.